AUGACGGUUCCUAGGGAGACCAUGACAUCUCUACAUUCCACUCCCCCUGGGGGAGGGGACCACAUCAAGGAGAUGCCUGAGUCACUGCUCCAUGAUGGGGGAGGGUGGUGCAGGGCUGGGACCCAGGUCCUUGGAGACGCCAGCCCAAAGAGCACAACCAAGGCUAAUUUCAUCUUGCGAAUUUCUUCUGACAUCGCCAUGGGUCGGUGGGACUUCCUAGCUGAGCUGGGGAAGCUGACAGUCUGGAUUCAUCAGGGGCAGCAUGUAGUGUGCUCCAACAGGGCCCCCGAGCAGGAUUGGAGGCGGUCGGAGAAGGACCAGUGGGAGCGGCUGGCAGAGAGCAGGUGGCAGCGGGCCGAGCUGUGCGGUUGUCUGCGGGCAGCGCUGGAGUCCCUGUCAGAGCAAAUCCAGGUGCUGCAGAGGAGGGAGAGCAAGCUGGGACUCGGCUGGGCCCUGAAGCAGAAACAGGCGGUGUGCUCCCUGGCCCACCUGGAGGCGGAGAGAACCCAGGGACAGGCGGAGUGGAGGAGGCCAAACCAGGACAUAGAAGACAAUCCACUCCAGGUGCAGGAGGCACCAGUGCCCCUCAGGAAAGAGCUAGAGGCACAGGACUCACAUCCCAGGCUUCGUGAGGAGAUGGCGCAGCACUGGAAGGCACCCUGGCACCAGGUGGCAGUUGCCCUGAAAUUUCAAGAGGAGGAACUGCAGAGACUCCAGAGGCAGAGUGGGACCUGGCCUCCCCAGACCGGGAGCAGGAGAGGAUAUAUCCCCAGGGCCUGA
This is a messenger RNA of Cebus imitator (Panamanian white-faced capuchin), 780 nucleotides long. RefSeq lists its product as uncharacterized. The coding region runs from base 1 to 780 and encodes 259 amino acids. The transcript is spliced from 7 exons. NCBI's taxonomy places the organism in Eukaryota, Metazoa, Chordata, Mammalia, Primates, Cebidae. The record is from RefSeq and is a predicted model, not a curated record.